This is a messenger RNA of Phodopus roborovskii (desert hamster), 739 nucleotides long. It is a transcript of the gene Tac4, whose product is annotated as tachykinin precursor 4. The transcript has 6 exons. The record is from RefSeq and is a predicted model, not a curated record. NCBI's taxonomy places the organism in Eukaryota, Metazoa, Chordata, Mammalia, Rodentia, Cricetidae. Bases 76 to 702 code for a protein of 208 amino acids.
GAGACUGCUGAAGGAGGUGGCAUCAGGCUGAGAGGGGCUGCCCGGACUUCCCAGACAGAGCAGUACUUGCUCACCAUGCUGCCCCUCCUUGCCCUGUUUCUCCUGCUUGGGCCAUCAGUGUGCACUACAACAGGGGACAGAGAGGAACUGACACUCGGCACAGAAGCAGAGUCCUGGGUGACCGUGAACCUGAAGGGAAUCCCUGUUGCCAGCAUUGAACUCCAGCUUCAGGAGACAAAGAGAAGCAGAACUCGCCAGUUCUAUGGUCUGAUGGGGAAGCGGGUAGAGGGAAUACGUCCGAACCAGCCAAAGGAAAGAAUGGGUGAGUGCUGCCCUGGUCUACCCUCAGCAUGCUCCCUGGGGUGGGGCACAUUGUGCUGGCCAUUAGCCACCCUGGAAUUAGCAGUGACGCUCUGGCUGGGGGCAUGCCUGGCUGGCACUGCUGUACCAUUAAGGACUGCUGAUGUUAGAACUGCAAAUCCAGGGUAUCAGCUGGGACGAAUAAUGCAGGAACUCCUUGGUGAGAGAGGUCUGUCAAUAGAAGGAACCUGCAGACAGGAGACACACCACCAGGGUGCAAGGCCCGGAGCAGUGACCAGAGAAGACCUUCAGAGUCAAAGAGGGAGACCAGACUCUCUCAAUCACCAGCAACACAUAGCUCUUUUCCUGGGCACAGAAGAGGAUGGCCAGGGUUCUGAGUGAGCCCCAAAGGAUGCCAUGGCCAUCUUUCCCUGAGCAU